AUGAAAACGAAACAAAUCCUGAUAAUAUAGAAACAAAAUUAAAAAUUCACGUAGCUACUUUAUAAAUAAGUUAAUGAAAAUAUAGAUGAAGAUAAUUAAAUCAUUCCAUAUAAUAAAUUAGGAAAAUUCAAAAUAGAAGGAUGGUUAAACUGUUAAAAUUUGAGUUAAACAAUUUAGUUAAAUUGUUGUGAAUUAAACAUCAAAGAAAAUUAGUAGGAUCAAAUCUAUCUAUACAGUUAAAAUAUAGAAGUACAUAAAUUAACAAUUACUUUUAGAUAGGUAGGUUUCAAUAUAAAGGAGAAAAGAUAUUAUACUAUCUUCUUUGUUAAAAAUAUCUUCGAAUUCAUGUAGAAGUGAAUUAAACUAUUCAAAAAUGUAUAUCAAAUAAAGAAUUCAUUGUAGUUCAGAUUCAGAUUGAAAUUAACUUAUAUGUUAAUCCUUUCCUUUUCAACCAAGAUAAUACUUUCUCUCAAUAAAAUUAAAUUAAAUUUAUUCUUGCUUUAUUGAAACUUUAAGACCUCCUUAAAAGAUCCUUCUUAUUCUACUUAUAUCCAAUUGAAAAAAAAAUACAAUUGUCUGGUCCAUGUUACUCUUCAAAUAUAAUUUUGAAAUGGAUGAUUGAAAGAGAAAAAGACAUUAGUUCAAUAUCUAAUUAGAAAUUUAGAGGUGGAGUCUUUGUUGAAAUUAAAUAGGGUUAUAUUUUUGAUAGAUUUUAUGAUUUAAUCAGUCAUAAGGCAAGAUUAUAAAUACGAAAAAGCUAAACAUUAAUCAUCACAUUUGAUUAAUCUAUUGUAGAAGAAAAAAAAUAAGAAAUACAAAAAAAAUAUCCACAUCUUAGUGUUUUGUGUAUAAAUUAAGAAGUAAAUUUAAAUUGUCUUCUAAUUUUUGAUAUUAUAAUAAUUUCAAUUCAUGAGGUCGAGAAAUAGUAUGAAAACUUUAAGUAAUAGUAUUUGAAUACAAUAUACUCAUUUGGAUGGAAAAGGAUUAUUGUUGAUCUAAGUAUAUUGGAAUCUCAAUUAAUUUAUAAUUUAUAUUUUAUCAAUCUUUUAAAAACUAAAUACAAAUGGAUAUUUUUAAAAAAUUUUGAUGAAUAAAUAAAAAGAGGAACACUCAACUUUAUUUUGGAAUUCUUUACAUUAGAGAAGAAAGCCUUUGUAAAAUAUUUUUCUAUAGAAAAUCAACCUUAAUAAUAGAAAAGAUGUUUAACAAGUAUAGCUUCUCAAUUAUAGAUUUCAUUUUCUUAAAUAUCCAUAAAGAAUUAAAUUAUUUUGAUAGAUUUUAACUAUGAUGAAUAAUAUUAAUAUAAUGAAUUAAGGUAUAAGAAUUUAGAAAACCAUAAUUUAGACGAUUAUGGUCUAAAAUUUAAUUUAUUAAGAUAAUUCUGUUCUGUAGUUCGAUAGAAUUAUGAUAUAAAAUAGUGUAGUAUUUGUUUCCUUCCAUUAGAAAAUAAUUAUAAGAGUUUAGUGUGCUCACAUUUCUUUUGUUUUUAAUGUUUGUAGUAUGCAUGUCUUUUAUGUGAUAAGAAAAUAACUCAGGCUUAAAUUCAAAAAAUCAGAUUACAAAAUUCUAUCUGUGACUCUCCAACUGUGAAAAAUAAAUAGAUUAAAUUAAUUCAAUUAAUAUAAAAUUUAUAGGAAAAAAUUUUAAUUCUAACUUAAUAUCCAAAUAAACUAGAAUAACUUUUUUUUGACUCUAAUUUGAGUUUAUAUAACGUUAAAGUAAAAUUUAUAAUCUAAACCAUUUUUAGAAUUUAUCAUACAGCCAAAGAAUUGAUGAUAUAACUUAAUAAGUUGAUUCAUUUGAUGAGAGUGAUAAAAAAACAAUUUUAAUAUUGAAUCCCUAAUAAAUUUUGGAAUAAUCAAUAAUUAUUAAAUCAGCUCACUUUAUAAUAUUUUAUGAUCAAAUUUGGUAUUUAUAAAUUAAUAUUUCUUAAUAGGAAUAUCCAUUAAGAGGAUAUCAUAAUGAAGAGAGUCUACAAUAUUAAAGCCAUAUUUAGAUUUAUUGUUAAGGGAGGUAUUGAGGAAAACAUAAUCUAUCUCUAGCAUUUAUAAAGUAAAAAGAGAGGUAGAGAAGGUAUUUUGGAAAAUUAUAGUUUAAUAAAAAAAAUGCUGAAAUAUUAAUAACAAUGA
Molecule: messenger RNA, 2129 nt
Organism: Paramecium sonneborni
Lineage: Eukaryota; Ciliophora; Oligohymenophorea; Peniculida; Parameciidae
Source: the annotation of a GenBank genome assembly